CGUUUUUUUUAUUUUUGUAUGGUUAAAAAUGAUUUCCAGCAGGAAUACGUGUGUGUAGUUUUUUUUGUUAAAACUCGUGAAUGGACUCGCCCGACAGGAAGUGUCCGUGUUAGAUGUAAACAUAAGUGACCACACAAACUUGUGCCAUGUUCCUCAGAUGAUCUCCGACUGUCAGCAUGUGGUCAUGGCUGUGGUGUGGACUCAGUAGUGACCACACAAACCUGUGCCAUGUUCAUCUCUCAGACUGGUAGCAUGUGGUCAUGGCUGUGGUGUGGACUCAGUAGAUCAGGUGGCUCAGGUGUGUGUAGCGGCACAGCUCUGAUCCUGACCCUCACUUUGUUAGUGUGGCUUUGUGGACUUCAUGCCAGUCUGAGUUUAGGGCCAGGAGGUGAAGUCCCAGGUGUCUACAAUUUUAUCUUCUAUGCUGUGAGUCAUGAGGAGUUUGUGUCUUUGCUCCAUGAUGUCGUACUCUUGCUGUAUCUCGGCCCGAGGCAGGAGAGGAAAUGGGGCACUGUGGUCUUCCUUGUCCUGUCUCUUGCCUCUACAGUGCUCCUGCCCCCUAUUUACGCUCUCUUCCUCUUUGUGACGGGGGACGAAGCCAGUCGAAUAUGUGGCUACUCGGGCACCCAGCUGGCUCUGCUGGCAGCUCAGUGUCGACAGAGCAAACGUAGACGAGUCCUACGCUGCCUGCCUCCCUGGUCCCUGCCUUGGCUCGUCCUGCUGGUCGAUUUGUUCCUUCUUCCGAGCGCGCCAGGACUUCUGCACUUCUAUGCCAUCUGCCUGGGGCUUAACUACAGCACUGAGUUAAUCGAGGUCCUGCAGCGGCUCGAGGGUCUGGGAGUGUGCUCCUGCCUUCCACCGUGGCUUUACGUUUCCAAUAAAUAUCAACUACCAACCUACAUCAGCCCCAUACAGAGAUCUUUCCCACAUGCCGAGUUUCACACAGGAGGCCUCGCUUCUACCAGCAGGUCCCAGUUAGAGAGUCACGCACACACACAACCCUGGAAACACACCACCCCCGAGUGGCCACGACAACCUGUUAAUGCGUCAGACGAGCAGCUUCUGGACGAGGAGUUGUUAAGAGCAGGGAUCCUGGCGUCGCUGCAGGACGCUCCCGAAGGCACAGCCGAUAAAGUGGAAGUCCAGAAAUCCUCUGUGUCUUCUCUCAGGCUGCAGCAGCUGGAGAAGAUGGGGUUCCCGAUGGAGAAAGCAGUGUUGGCUCUGGCUGCGACUCCUCACCUGGACGGAGCGAUUUCUCUGCUGAUCGAUGACCAGGUUGGUGAAAACGCUGUGGUCAUCUCUAAAGGGAAGAAAGCAUCAAGCACCUGACUCAAAAUCUAAUGGAUUCAUCUGAGUGACAUCAGACCGAAUCAGACCUUUAAUUUCUGUCUGUUUCGUUUGGAGCAGAGAAAACUGAAGUGUUAUAUAAUUGUGUGUGUGUGUGUGUCUGUCUGUCUGUCUGUCUGUCUGUGUGUUGUAGGAAAAUCAUUUAAAGUCAUUGUUUUAUUUAUUCAUCUGUCCCAUUGUUUAAGGUGGCAAUGGGUUUCAAGGUCUGAGUCAAGAAGGAAUGCCGAGCAUUAGAGGUGAACUCGUUUCUAUGGUAAUGACGGGGUCUGAGAAAACUCUUAUGUUAAUGGGAUUAAGGGUGGGUGAAAGUCCAGGAUCUGGUGUGGGGCUGUAACAUGUAACAUCCUUUCUUGUUUUGAUUGUCACCCGAGCGUUUUGUCUCCAUCUGAUGGGACCCCCCCCCCCCCCAUGUGUAUAUUUACAAUGUAUUACAACUUUAAGUCAGACGUGAUGACCGCAGCACCCGUGUCACGACGCUCUGACUUGCAGACUCGUUUCAUGGUGUAUCUACAAUAAAGACUACUGCACAAGGA
Messenger RNA from Tachysurus fulvidraco (yellow catfish), 1880 nucleotides. It is a transcript of the gene rhbdd3, whose product is annotated as rhomboid domain containing 3. The record is from RefSeq and is a predicted model, not a curated record. Gene Ontology annotation, cellular component: membrane. Bases 229 to 1329 code for a protein of 366 amino acids. NCBI's taxonomy places the organism in Eukaryota, Metazoa, Chordata, Actinopteri, Siluriformes, Bagridae. Gene Ontology annotation, molecular function: protein binding; serine-type endopeptidase activity. The transcript is spliced from 6 exons.